UCCGGUGGGAGCACACACUCUUCGUCGCCAGCUUUGGCUGAGGUCAGGAUGAGUGAGGUCAGUGAGCUGAGUGAAGUCAGUGAGCUGAGUGAGGUCAGUGAGCUGGAGUAUGUGGUCCUGACACCAGGGGACGUGGACGACGUCACCAGCUUACUGGUCGAUCAUUUCUACCCGCGGGAAAGUAUAAGAAUGAGUGUUGGUUUGAGCCCCACAACGAAAAUGGACGAGGAGUAUAUUCACAACUGCUUGACGUCGGCGCUGUCGAUGGGCGCCAGGGAUACUACCGGACGUUUAGUCGGCCUAGUACUAAGUUAUAUUUAUUCUACCGAAACUCCAAAUCUUAUUAACAUGGUCAAAUGCAGCAAUGAUAUAGAGCUAAAGGUGUGGCAAGUUGAUAAAAUUAUGGCGGAUCUUGUGGACGAUUUCCUGGAGCCUGGAGUGGAUAGCGUCCAGCAGAUGACGCGUCUCUGUGUGCAUCCCGACUAUUGUCGCCGUGGUGUUGCUGCCACGUUGGUACAGAAAAGCAUGGAGCUUGGUGCUAAACGAGGCUGCCAGAUAGCACGAGCAUCAGCAACCAGCCUCUGUACUCAGAAGCUGUGUACUCGUCUGGGUUGGGAGACACGAGCAACACUUCACCUAAAUACACUCGAGCGCGACCUUCUGAACGUCUCCCGCAUUUCUUGCAAUAAAUUCAAGAUCAUGACCAAGCGUUUAGUCCCUAAGACAACAAAAAACUCCUGGUUGUAAACAGCACAAGAAGUAGCAUUAAUUAAAACUAGUUAUUUUGCGUCUAACGUUAGCAAUUGUUAUGCAAUUCUUAAUCUAUAUUUUAUUGUUACUGACAUCAGGUAACUCAAUACCUCUUAGCUGACCCACAAAGUUGAUCUGAUACGAUAGCUUUAUUAUGCUACAAUAGAAGCUUAUUUAUUCGGUAAUUGGUCCAGGUACAGAGCCUAUUGUUCCGAUAGUUUAGCAAGCUACCCUAGUAAUUAGUUAUUUACAAAAUAUGAAAUCAAUCACAUAGUAAGAGAUACAUUAAAACCAACGACAGAGGUAAUUUAUUCAAUGCUUGCAAAUAUGCAACAUCGAUCAUUAUAGAAUAAAUUUAAGUAUUUAUUUUAAAAAUCGAAAUGCGCACAGCAUGUCUAUCCUCCUGGUAGUGAUCAACAGGAUAUAAUGACACACAAAAAAGGUCAAAAAGCAAGAUUAGCAAGAAGCAUUAUAUCAGUUCUAAGCAAAAUAGCUGUCUUAAUGUGAAUGUUACAGUUGGCGAUCUUCGGCUGUUUAACAAAAAAGUAUUGCAAAAAUUUGUGGUAGAUGAAAUAAAUAAAUUAUUUAUUAAUUUGAAAGAGACUUGCCUCGAAUUUCUAGAUGUUUAAUUUUGACGAUGACAGUGAGGAAAGGUGUAUAAUAGUUUUGUUGACAAAGUCAGUACUUAAUUAAAUUGACCCCCGCUGGUGGUAUAAACUUCCACAGGUUUAAAUUAUAUAAGAUGAUAUCCUUACUAUAACAGACAUUUUCUUACACUUUUUUAGUGGAUAACAAAUAACAGACCAAUUCUCCACUGGGCCAACGUUUCUCUCAGAGAAGAAUUUAUUCAUUUCAAGAUGGUAAUCGUCCAAUCCUAAAACCCAUGAGUGAUAUUUAAUCCCUAGUACAACAACUGAUAUGCAGUCCUUACUAUAACAGUUCAUGUCCAGUUCCUACUACCAAAGCUCAUAUUUCACUUAAGUCAAUGAUACUACCGAGGAAGGUAGUACUUUAGAUAUACGCGCGACAUCUGGGUAGCUUUAUCAGCGUGAAGUGUCUCCUGCACAGCAGGUAGGUAAUCUAUGACAAAAGUCGGUAAGUGAGAACAAACACUUGUGGCAGAAGUUCCUUUUAAUAUAAAGUUUCGCCUCAGACUUGGCUUUAUCAAGUACACAGGAAUGAGCAAAUAUAUCAGGCUUUGAAAAAGACAUGUCACACAUAAGGUCCUUUCGACAGCAAGUCAGAUAUUGGUGGGAGCUGGAGGCUGGGGUGAGGUGACGAGUUUAUUUUGUUUAUUAUAUGAAUUGUGGACAGUGUGGGUAAUUGGUCCAACCAACAUGCAGAAAAAAAAGAGUAUUGUUCUGUACUGCCAAACUACUUGGUAAGUCACUACGUGGCACCAUAUUCCGAAAUGUUGACCAGGAUAUCAGAAGGCGAGUAGCGCAUAGUAACGAGGAAAAGUAAACCAGACAUGGCCGUAUAUUUUGUAUGCUUUGUGACGCAAGUCCCAGGAUGAACGCAGGUAGAUCUUCCAUUAUAACCAUCCAAUCUCAACACCAACUAUCUAACAUCGAAACCUAGGUCCUCAGCCUUGGACUUACAUUUUCCACAGAAGUCCGAAAACUAGACGAAUAUAUUGAAUUUACUCCAUAGUCAUAAGCACAAUGCUUCUGAUUUCAUGAAACGAUAAAUGCAAGGUAUCCUCACUGUAGCCCUAUAUGAGAGUCCCAAACUUUCUCUUCCAAGCGUAUGCUGAAGCUCUCGAGAGAAUUUCUAAAAAAUCCAAACAUUAGGAUUACUACCAUUGACAAAGGGAAAGGAGUAGUCAUUCUGGUGAUUGUCACUGUUUAUCAACCAAGACACCUAUCUAAACAUCAUUCCUCAAACACUAGACAAAGAAUCUACAACCUUCCUCAGAGAAACAAGAAAAAUUCUCAGGCCUUCCACACAGGGAAGUAAACUCUGUCCCUUCCUACUUAAGACAGACCUGCAUACGUCUACAGUCUUCUCAAAACACAAACUCAACAUUCCAUUACACUGCAUCACUUCAGAGAUCGGCAUAACUUCAGGGGCUGGCGGAUGUUUUAUUGAAACACCAAUCUAAAAUGCUGGUUACAGUCAGCAGCUCACAUCUGCGAGAUUAUACCUCUCCAGGCUCAUCUAGGCGGCAAUCAAAAACAAGAAACUCGGUAGCUUGGAGGUGACCCUCGUCUUCACUCUAAUUCCUAUUGAUCAAGUAAUUGCCUUUCUUUGUAGCUCUGGCCCUACAGACCUCAACUUGCCCCAUCCUGUAGAGGAUUUCAUUGCCCUUUUGAAGUCUGUGUUAAUGUCAAC
Molecule: messenger RNA, 3084 nt
Organism: Cherax quadricarinatus
Lineage: Eukaryota; Metazoa; Arthropoda; Malacostraca; Decapoda; Parastacidae
Molecular function (GO): N-acetyltransferase activity
Source: RefSeq, a predicted model, not a curated record